GUUGUCGGAAUGAAACUUAUUUACACACCUAUGUUGCUUAAAAUAGGAUUGCAUAGACAGGUAAUUGGUCUUGGCUAUACGUUGUGUAUCACGGCCAACAUAAAUCAACAACCGUCAACUUUUGAUAUUGUAUAGGAAUAAACAACAGCAGCCUACAGUUCAUAAUGAUCGGUACAAGCGAGCAGUGAGACGAAUGGUGGAGAGAGCGUGGACGUUUGAUACUUGUUUUUCGCUUUGACAGUAUGCGAAAUGUACUGUCAGCGUGGCUCAAGUUCGACGUGUAGGCGGCUGUGGUUUUCUACUGUGUGCUAAAAGAGCCAACGCAUUGAGCAAAACAUCCACACUAUAAUAUUAAAGCACACUGACAGGCAAGCGGAAAUCGAAGCUCUUCAGCAGGAAACUAGUGAGAGCAGAUAACUUUUACAAGUGGGCCAAACGUGAAGCCAACUUUUGAAAACCCAGUUCUUACUUGGAAAAACUACUUUGAAUGUCACUGCCAGCAAGUGCAAUUAUACAGAAUAAUAUUGAAGAUCGUUCUGUGGACAUCAGGGGAUUUUCUAGGCCUUCUGUCUACUAUGUCCUCCAGAGGCAAAGGUGAGGGGUGUCUGGUGUGUGGGGGUGACCUGCACGGUAACCAACGGCGAUGGCUCUUUGGGGGUCAGAACAAGAAAGAUGGUCAGCCUCAGACCCCAUCAGACUCACCGGGUAGAGGAAGUCUCUCCAGGUCUCCUCAAAGCAGCCGCUGGGGUAGCACCAUGUCCCUUGGCUCCACAACGUCUCUCUCCUCACUGUCCUCACCCGCUAAAGCAAUGGACCUACUCUCUGUACUGACACACAUACUAGGCCAGCCCGUACCACGGGGCAGUGGGCGGGGGGAGUUCUUGUGUGGCAAAUGCGUUUCAGUUCUAGAGCGGGUUUUCAAGUUUGACUCUGUCAUUUCCAGAGUGAGGGUCUUAUCCUCCGAGAGGCUUCAGAAAUUGACCCAGGAGAGGGACAAGGUCAGGCAGUGGGUACGUAGCGCUUACCGUCAGCGACACCCUCAGGAUUUCAGGAUGAGGAGCAGCACUAGUGAGGAGGAUGGUGAGGGAAUGGGAGACAGAGAGGGUUACAACGAAAUGUUGAAGGAGAACAUGGCCUUGUCAGAGUAUGAGUGCUGGUCUGAGAAAUGGGACGCAUGUCCAUACUUCAGGAGAACGGGGAAAAGAUGCACAAAGGGGAAAAAUUGUGAAGGAUGUGAUUCUCUGAGGGUGUCCGACUCCGCCUAUGAGUCAGUUUGUGGGGUUCCCCGCCUCCAACCCUUUCCCCCCUUGGCCCUAUCGAGGAACAAGUCGCAGAGCAUGCCUCUUCAUUGGUCAAGAGUGCCGUCGCUAAGUUCUAGCCCAGCGUCAUUGGCUGGAUCCACUCUCUCCUUACGAGCGUCCUCUCGCACUGAGUCCAUCCAAUCACUGGAUUCACUGGAUUGCUGUGAUCCAUUUGAUUUUCCAGGUGAUUUGUCACUCCUGGUCCUCAGAGAGUUGAAAGGUAUUGAAGGAAAGCCUGUCAAUUCACCUUCGGGGAGUAAGAUUCCCGUUUUGGGAAAGAGGGAAGGGCGAUAUUCAGGAGAGGUAGGUGAGACAUCCCCCCCUGAGGUAACAAGGGUGCUGAAUUUUGGAGAGCGGGAGAAUGGAGGAGAGGAAGUUGCUGGAGAGUCCAAUGACGUUUUGACUGAAUUGAGGGACGAGUUUAUUCCACUACACAGAGAGAGCAAUACAGGCCGAGUGCACCUUGCAGUCAGACAGUUGGGAGGACAGCUUGAUCAAGCUAUGGCACGCAGCAAGACCCUCGAAACUGAGCUUAAACACGGGACCAAAACCAAACCAGAUACCAAUGUCAGUGGACCAAAGGAUUGGAUUAAGUUGCCGCAGAAGGACGGUGGAAACUUGCUUCUGCAGAGUUUGGGGCAUUCGCUGCACAGCAGAGACAGAGUUAUCCAGGAGUGCAUGUGUCUGAUCAGGAAGAUGUGUGUUGAGGUGGGGACAGGGACAGAUGCGGCUGACAGACUGACACAAGCACUCACUGACAAUCUGAAACAAACACUCUCCGACAAUAAGCAAGCCCUGGAGGCUCUGCGCUCAGAGAAGAGUGAGAAGGAGAGGAGGAUGGAGAGCGAGCUGGAGGCACUGCAGAAGGCUGGGAGAGACCAGGAGAAAGACCUCUCCACACUCAACACUGUACUCCAAUGUAACCAGUACAUCAUCAAUGAACUGAGAGUGGAGCUGGUUGAGAAGGAGCAAGUGCAGCGGGAAGGGCAGAAGGAGAAGGAAGUGUGGAGACAGCGGGACCUGGCACUCAAAGCAGUCCUACAGGAGAAAGAGUCACUUCUCUUCUGCCUGAAGGAGGCGCUAGAGAGCUCUCAGAAAGACAUGCAGGCACUGUCGGAAUCUGUGAUUAGCCAAGGGGUGUCAGGAGGCGGGGCAGUGGGGGCUCUGGCCUCUCAGCUGGAGGAGAAGGAGAGCCUGGUGAUAGCCUGGCUUCAGGACAGAGAGGAGCACAGCGCCACCAUGUGCCGGGAGGUCUCUCAACUCACCACCGCCCUUCAGGACUAUCAGGGCAUAGUGCAGGAGCAACAGCAGAAUCAUAGUCAGACGGUGUCUUCGCUGUCAAAGCAACUCAAUGACACACUCAACGACCUGAGGGAGAGCAGGAAGGAGAACAAGGAGGCACAGCGAGCCUGGCGGAGCGAAAAGGAGGACGAAGAGCGGGAGGAGAGGAAAUUGAGGGAGAGCCUGGAGAAGAGAGACAAACUCAUUGAGCAAGUUCUCCUGGAUUCCGAGGAACGGGAUCAUCUACUCAAAGAACUUCAACAGAACCUGCUGAACAAAUUUGAACCCAUGAUUGCUGUCAAACACACAUUAUGAAAAAGACAAAGAAAAUAGUGAGAGAGCCAAAAAAUUUGGAACCAUGAAGGUACAAUGCACAUUUUGUAUAGAUGAGUUGCAUGAACCAGCACUUUCUUGCACCACAGGUAGUUUACUACUAACUACAAUUAUAUGUAGGCCCAUUGAAAAGGUUGUGUUUUGCACAUUUGCAGUAGUUGAUCUUCCCUUGGCAGGCAAGCCUUGGUUUUUGUGUUAAAACAAUUUAUGUCCUUUACAAAACUCCUGACUGGAUAUUUGUCAAUAAUGAUAAUGUUAUUGCUCCAUUUUGGCAUCAUUCUUAUUUGUGUAUUCAUAUUCACUGAUUUAAUUGAUGAAGUAUGCUAGUAGUUCAUGUCUGACAUGGACCAAAGUAUAUGUUGAAUUUGCUUAAAUGGUACUCUGUCAAUGAAAUAUAUCAAUACAGACGGUUCAAUCAAAUCCUUUCAUUGACUGAGAGUACUAUUUAUGCAAAUUCAAAAUACACUUUGGUCCAUGUCAGACAUUGACUAACUACUAGCAUGGGACAUAGGGAAAUGUGUCAUGAGAUUUGUUAAUGUGUCCUUCAGGGCAUAGUGUAGUGCAACCUAAUUGAUAAAUGCUAUCAGAAGGGGGAUUAUUAUUGUGUUGUAUUUGGACCGUUUGAAGUUGCAGUUUCCCAAAAGCUUUCUUUAUUGGUCUCAUACUGUAAGUUCUGUAUUAUUAUUUUUCUGAAUGUGCCAUUUUGGUUAUUUUAUUCAUUCUGCCAUUUUCUUUACACAUUAGCUUACAUCAUACUGCUUGGUAAUUUGAUUGUCAUGAAGGGGUUAAUAUUUUUGACCCCAAAAUAUUUGGACUUUUUGGGGGGUUUAAUUUUACUACAGAAUGGUUUGAUAAAUUUAUUUUUGGAAAGGGUUUCUAAUUUUAUGUCUGUCUUGUUUUUAUGUUCUGUCUUUUAAUGUUCUGUUUCCUUUUUUUCCAUUUUGUAUUAGACCUACUGCCUGUCUUUUGGGGUUUUGCUGCCAUGUUUUCAUUUUAAGUCUUUGUGAGAUUGAGAAAUAAACCUCACUUUUUGAUCAAAAUGA
This is a messenger RNA of Oncorhynchus keta (chum salmon), 3958 nucleotides long. RefSeq lists its product as uncharacterized. The coding region runs from base 576 to 2897 and encodes 773 amino acids. The transcript is spliced from 11 exons. The record is from RefSeq and is a predicted model, not a curated record. NCBI's taxonomy places the organism in Eukaryota, Metazoa, Chordata, Actinopteri, Salmoniformes, Salmonidae.